AUGAAAAACACUCUUUCUUCUCUCUUUAAAAAGGGUGAUAAAAAGUCAUCAUCCAGUCCCUCACCACCAGGAGAGUCCUCUCAACAACAACAAACAGAUUCCACCUCCACAGCCAUGACCUAUUCAAGCUCUGAUUUGAGUCUUGGAGGAGGAACUUAUUCACCAACCACUGUGAAUGGUGGUGGUGGUGGUUCACUCCAUCAUUCCAACUCCUUCUCGGGUGGUGGACUUGUUGCAACUCUGGAAGGAUCACUUCCUGAGAAUUCACAAAUAUGUUAUGGUACCAUUCAAACUCCAUUCAAUAUGUUUGAAUUGAAUAAGAGAAUGUAUCAAUUGAAUAGUAGCCAUUUGUUGAACAAAUUGUCAAAUCCUUCCACACCCAACUCGAGAAAUAAUUUGAAAAAUCUCAAUGGUGGUGGUGUUGGUUCGAAUUCAAACGCUUCCACUCCUCGUAUGAGCAAUAAUAGUGGCAAUUCUUCUCCCAAUCUCUCGGCAUCGAAUUCCACAGGAGAUUUGAAUAAGAAUACAUCACAACAAUUUACAAUUACACCAACAUUGUUGAUGGGUAAGAGAAAUGAAUUGAAUAAGACUAGUCUGUCUGAUAAGAGAAACUCUUCGGUCUCUCCCAUUCCAGAAAAUGCUCGAAGCAGUUCUCCUCUUGUCACUUCUUCUACCAACAACAAUUCUUCUAAUAGACUAUCUCUCAAAAAGAAUCAAUUGGAAACAACUCAAGAGAAUUCGACUGCUGUUUCAACAACAUUUGUGAAAUCUUCAUUGAGUGAUCAUGAAAAACUUAUUGAACUCAUUGUGAGUUUCCUCGUUCCACAUAAGGAUUGGAUUAAAUCUGUAUCAAACAAGGCUGAAAUCUCUCACAUUCGAACAGUUUCCUUGUUGAAUAAGAAAUGGAAUCAGUUGUACUUGUCUUGUCAAAGUGAAACAGUGAAUCAAUUAUGGAAUGCCUUGAUUGUUGAAUUGAAUAAUUGCAAUGGUGAUAGUGGUGGUAACUCUGAAACAGAUACUGCUGCCAGUGAUCUUGCCACAAGUAAGAAGUUUAUUCGAAUGUGUAAGUUACAAUUAUUGUUUGCUUGUGGUGACUAG
Messenger RNA from Naegleria fowleri, 1098 nucleotides. RefSeq lists its product as uncharacterized. The coding region runs from base 1 to 1098 and encodes 365 amino acids. Lineage: Eukaryota; Heterolobosea; Eutetramitea; Acrasida; Naegleriidae. The record is from RefSeq and is a predicted model, not a curated record. The transcript has a single exon.